This is a messenger RNA of Leishmania mexicana MHOM/GT/2001/U1103, 828 nucleotides long. RefSeq lists its product as hypothetical. The record is from RefSeq and is a predicted model, not a curated record. The coding region runs from base 1 to 828 and encodes 275 amino acids. The transcript has a single exon. Lineage: Eukaryota; Euglenozoa; Kinetoplastea; Trypanosomatida; Trypanosomatidae.
AUGCUAGGGGAGGAUCUAGACAUUGGCUUCUACGCAGAGGACGCGUACGCGGCGUACGUGACGGACCUUGCGACAUCUUUGCACCUCGUUCCGCGCUGUCGCAAUGCCCGCGGUGCAACACUGGAUGUGGUCUUUACCGGUCCCUUCCUGGACGUGUCUGCGUAUGAGGAGGCAGUCAGGCAGGGGAAGCUCCUCCCUUACGCCGCGUUGCCAUGGUCCGUCGCCGAGGAACGGGGUGUGCAAGGGGUUUCUGGAGCGACUCUUAGCGUCACCCUGCAUGGCUGGAUCGAGAAGCUGAAUGCCGCACGCAAAGUGCAACUGAUGGAGCCCCUCUUUCCGGCUGCCGACCUCUGCGCGACAGUCGCAGAGACAUGUGUAAUGAGCGAUGGUGGCAACUCAGCGCCGUGCGCGUUGGCUUCGGCUUCGCCGCCACACAGGGCGGCGUCCGCAGGCACCGCAAACGAGAACGGCACUCAUCCCCCGCUCAAGCCGUCGCGCUUUCGCAUUCUCGGCAACCUGGAUUUCUUCCUGCACCUCUCCAGUCGCGACUUGUCCACAGCCGAGAGCAGCGUCCCAGUCGACUCUCCAAGCGCGUAUGAACGUGAUCAAGAAAACUCCAAUUUCGCAGGCGACCCGGAAGACGCAACGCGCGCGGCUCACGCGUGUCGUGAUGCACUCGAGCAGCGCGAUGACAUUACCCUAGCCCGUAACGCGGUGAACACGGUCAUAAAAUUUGCGCAGAUGGCGGAGGAGCACCCUGGUGAGGUGGGCAGCGUCUUCGUCGAUGCGAAGGAGCGUGUCGAGUACAUCCAGUUUAGCGCACACUAG